AGGCCGCGGCGCGCUUCGAGCGUUUCGAUGGAGUCUGUGGUGGAGGAGUUGAUGCCCCGCCUCUUACCCGUAGAGGACUGCGACCUCGCGGAAGACUUCGACCCCACGGUGCCCCCCCGAACUCCCCAGGAGUACUUAAAGCGGGUCCAGAUUGAAGCUGCAAAAUGUCCUGAUGUUGUUGUGGCCCAGAUUGAUCCCAAGAAACUGAAAAAGAAGCAGACUGUAAAUAUUUCACUUUCAGGGUGUCAACCUGCUCCUGAAGGAUACUCUCCAACUCUGAAAUGGCAACAGCAACAAGUGUCUCAUUUUUCAACCAUACGCCAGAGUGUGAACAAGCACAGGGAUCACUGGAAAGCACAGCAUUUGGACAGCAAUGUAACAAUGCCCACAACAGAUGAUGAAGAAGGUUGGAAAAAAUUCUGCUUAGGUGAAAAGUUGUAUUUAGAGUUAACAGAUCAAAUCUCAAGGGAUGAAAGUCCAGGAAUUGAUUAUGUACAGAUUGGCUUUCCUCCAUUGUUGAGCAUUGUUAGCAGAAUGAAUCAGGCAACAGUGACCAGUGUCUUGGAAUACUUGACAAACUGGCUGGUGGAAAAAGAAUUUACUCCAGAACUGGGCAGAUGGCUUUAUGCUUUGUUAGCUUGUCUGGAGAAGCCAUUAUUACCAGAGGCUCACUCUCUAAUUCGACAACUGGCUAGGAAAUGCUCUGAGGUGAGAGUACUGGAGGAGAACAAGAAUGAUGAAAAAGUGUCUGCUCUAAACUUAUUGAUUUGUUUGGUUGGAAGGUAUUUUGACCAAUAUGAUCUGGCUGACGAGGCAUCCUGAUGAACAUAUGGAAACUAUACAUGCACAAAUUGUUAAUCUUUAUCAGGCAGUACUUUCAUGACUGAAGUAUGAAGAAUGGAUGCACCACAUAUUCCAAUGUGACCUUAGUGGAUACUUGUAUACUUGUGUUUUUUUUAAGAAAACAGACUGAGUUUAGCAAGUGGAGAUGUUAAUAAAAUAUUUUCUUACAAAUUAU
This is a messenger RNA of Thamnophis sirtalis, 1018 nucleotides long. RefSeq names its product gem nuclear organelle associated protein 2 (gene GEMIN2). NCBI's taxonomy places the organism in Eukaryota, Metazoa, Chordata, Lepidosauria, Squamata, Natricidae. Gene Ontology annotation, biological process: spliceosomal complex assembly; spliceosomal snRNP assembly. The record is from RefSeq and is a predicted model, not a curated record. Gene Ontology annotation, cellular component: spliceosomal complex; nucleus; SMN complex.